AUGUCUUCACAACCAUCUGUCACAUCUCUAUCCUUUGAGCAGCAUGCCUCUGGACUCGGCAUUGGAGUCUCCAAACCCCGCAUCUCCUGGAAAUUUGCGGCAACCAACCACACAAUCCCCAACUGGGAGCAGACAGCAUACACCCUCGAAAUUUCUCGCGAGUCCAAAUCCCCAGAAUCCUACCAUGUCCAGUCCUCUGAAUCUGUCCUCGUCCCCUGGCCAAGUCAGCCCCUCCAGUCUCGCGAAACCGCCCAAGUUCGCGUUCGCGCACACAGCGGCACAAAUGCAGAGCCAACAGAAUGGUCCGAAUGGACGACUGUCGAGUGCGGCCUAUUAAACAGAGAAGACUGGACUGCAAAGGCAAUUACAAGGCCGGUCAAGCAAGCUGAGGGUCCGCUGCGGCCUCUCCGUUUCAGAAAGACAUUCACCCUAUCCGCGACAGCUGUGAAUCAUGCCCGCCUCUAUAUUACCAGCCUCGGUGUGUUCCAAGCCUACAUCAACGGUGUUCCCGUGGGUAAUCAUUGCAUGGCACCCGGUUGGACUAGCUACAAGCACCGAUUGAACUAUGAAAUCUUCGACGUUUCAUCCCUGCUCAAUGCAAACGGCUCAAAUGCCAUCGCAGUGGAGGUUGCAGAGGGUUGGUAUGCCACUAGACUCGGAUUCCUCGGUGGUCGGAGGUUCCUCUACGGUGAUGAGAUGGCGUUACUUGCCCAGUUGGAGAUUGGCUCAGGCGUGGAGAAGCAGACUAUCGUGACGGAUUCUUCUUGGAAGUGUCAUGAGUCAGCCCUGAUUACCAGUGAGAUCUAUGAUGGCGAGGUAUAUGAUGCCCGGGAAGAGCAAGAAGGCUGGACAAACGGCUCCUUCACUGCAGAGUCCUCCUGGAACGCAGUGCGCGAGACCGAAUUCCCUCAAACAGAGCUCGUCUCGCCCAAUGCGCCGCCCGUUCGAGUCACCGAGGCCGUCAAACCAGUCGAGAUCAUCAAGACACCGACUGGGAAGACGAUUGUCGACUUUGGUCAAAACCUUGUGGGACGUAUCCGCAUCCCAUCACUCGUCAAACCUGCCAACCACAUCGUGAGUCUCAUCCACGCCGAAGUUCUCGAAGACCAAGAACUGGGGACUCGCCCUCUCCGUAUAGCCAAGUGCACCGACACAAUCACCUCUGCCGGCAACGAAAUCCGCAACUGGGCACCACGCUUUACAUUCCAUGGCUUCCGCUACGUCCAAAUCAACGGAUGGAGUCCCGAGGAUACCGCGAACCCUCUCACCCUCGACAGUCUCACGGCCGAGGUCAUGCACACGGAUCUCAAACGCACCGGCUGGUUCAACUGCUCGCACCCAAUGAUUAACAAGCUCCACGAGAACGCAACUUGGAGCAUGCGCGGUAACUUCCUCUCUCUCCCAACGGACUGUCCUCAGCGUGACGAGCGCCUCGGCUGGACAGGCGAUAUCCAAGUCUUCGCCCCAUCAGCCAGCUUCCUCUACAACACAGCCGGCAUGCUAGGUGACUGGCUCAAAGAUCUUGCAGCCGAGCAGCUCGCCUCGCCAAAUGCCAUCCCGCCCUUCGUCAUCCCAAACGUCAUCUCCGAAAAGCUCUGGCCCGUCUUCCCCCAAGCUAUCUGGGACGACGUCACCGUCUUGCUACCCUGGACUUUAUACCAGAACUACGGAGACUCCGACAUCCUUCGCCGUCAAUACCCCAGCAUGACAGCCUGGAUCGACCGCGGCAUCCAGCGCGGACCAGACCGACUCUGGGACGACACACUCUUCCAACUAGGCGACUGGCUCGAUCCAACCGCACCACCAGAUCAACCAGGCAACGCCCGCACAGACGGGACCCUUGUCGCAGACGCCUACCUCGUCCACGUCACACAAACACUCUCCAGCAUCGCAACCAUCCUAAACAAAACCGCCGACGCAACCCGCUACGAAGCAGACUACCUCUCCCUCAAAGCGCGCUUCCAAGCAAAAUACAUCUCCCCAGAAGGCUACCUGGUCGGCGACACCCAAACAGCCCUAAGUCUCGCCCUAGUCUUCGAUCUCCUCGACACCCCAUCACAAAUCGCCAACGCCGGCGCCCGUCUAGCCCGGCUAGUCCGCCGCACCCAAUUCCAAGUCUCAACCGGCUUUGCUGGAACGCCGAUUAUCACGCACGCCCUAACAAAAGCCGGCCACGUGCAACUCGCAUACCGCAUGGUGCAAGAGAAAACGUGUCCGUCGUGGAUGUACCCGAUCACCAUGGGCGCAACAACGAUCUGGGAACGAUGGGAUAGCAUGCGUCCCGACGGGAGUGUGAAUCCGGGCGAAAUGACGAGCUUCAAUCACUAUGCGCUUGGCUCGAUCAUUAACUGGUUACAUAAGAGCGUUGCGGGCGUGAGUCCGCUGGAUCCCGGGUGGAGGCGGGUUUUGGUGAACCCCGUGCCUGGGGGCACGGUUAGUCGCGCGGAGGUUAUUUAUGAGACUGUUUAUGGGAGGUUGGAGUGUCGGUGGAAGGUGGAGGGGGGCAGGUUUGAGAUGGAGGUUGUUGUUCCGCCGAAUUCGUGGGCGAGGGUUGUUGUGCCUGGUGAUGGUUAUGAAGAGGGACGGUGGGUGGGUUCUGGGAGGUAUACGUUUGAGUCGAGGUUUGAUAGUCAGGUUGGAUGGCCGCCGAAGGCCUUGGGGCCGCCUAUGUUUCAGUUGGAAGACACUUUUGUUUAG
This is a messenger RNA of Penicillium daleae, 2697 nucleotides long. RefSeq names its product glycoside hydrolase family 78 protein. The record is from RefSeq and is a predicted model, not a curated record. Bases 1 to 2697 code for a protein of 898 amino acids. The transcript has a single exon. NCBI's taxonomy places the organism in Eukaryota, Fungi, Ascomycota, Eurotiomycetes, Eurotiales, Aspergillaceae. Gene Ontology annotation, biological process: carbohydrate metabolic process.